AUGUUAGAAAAUAAUAAUUCUCAAUAAUUAUCUAAAAAUUAAUCCUAAUAAGACUAAUUAAAAAACUCAUAAACUACAAUAUAAAUAAAAUAAUACUAAUAAAUAUAUCAAAAUAAUCUAUAAUAAUUAUAAAUCUAACAUUAAAGUCAACCUGUAUAAUUAUAAAUAUAGAGACAUACAAGUAUGAUAAAUAAUAAUAAUAAUAAUAAUGAUAAUAAUAAUAAUAAUAAUAAUAAUAAUUAACAAUAAAUUAUAAAAUCUGCCCAAAAUAUAUUUUCUCCGACAACUCUUAAGUAUAUGGUAGAUAAAAACAACAUUAUUGUUGAAACAGAAAGCGAUAAGAAUAUAAGUACGAGAAGGGAAUAAUUUAAGUAACCUAUAAAUUAUAAAAAAGUUAAAAACAUGGUUGUUAAAGUUGAAGAUAAUAAUUAAAAAGAUUUUGUAAAAAAAAUUAUUAUCGCAAAUUAAUAUUUAUAUCUGAAACCUGAGAAAUUUUAAAAUGCUAAUUAAAAUAAAAUUUAAUAAUAUAAUUAUAAUAAUAUUAAAUUUUAAAAUAUUAUUGCUAAUAAAAAUGUUAAUGAUACAAAUAAUUAUAAUGAUUUUUUAAAUAUUUAAUUCUAGUCAAGAUGUAAUAAAUAAGAUUUUCCAAAUUAAUAUGAUUUUAAUGAUAAUAACUAAAAUAAUGAUAAUUAAUAUAUUAUUAAAGAAGAUAACUUUUAACAUUAAAUUAGUGAUGCAGUUUAAUAAAAUUAAAACUAAAAUUAAUAAUAUUAAUGA
Molecule: messenger RNA, 777 nt
Organism: Ichthyophthirius multifiliis
Lineage: Eukaryota; Ciliophora; Oligohymenophorea; Hymenostomatida
Exons: 1
Source: RefSeq, a predicted model, not a curated record